Drosophila virilis is the source of this 1537-nucleotide messenger RNA. RefSeq names its product CNMamide (gene CNMa). The record is from RefSeq and is a predicted model, not a curated record. NCBI's taxonomy places the organism in Eukaryota, Metazoa, Arthropoda, Insecta, Diptera, Drosophilidae.
UCGUCGUCGUCGUGUGCCGUGUGACUCGGUGUUUGUGUGUGUGCGUGCGUACUGUACCUGUUGAUUUACCCUUUUUUUGCGACAUUCUGCAACACUGUCAACGCCUAUAUAAACAAAUGCGCGCAACGGAUUUGCGUUUAUUCUGCGGUGUUACAGCUAACGGUUAAGUUUUAGCCAAGCGCAAAAAAUUACAAAAAUUAACAAAUAGAUAAUUUGUGAAAAGAACAAUAAGAACAUACAAGUUAAGUUCAAGUGCGCGUUAAAUUGAAGCUAAUUGCAAGACAGUUUGAUUUAGGCUUCACUUCGAUUGUUUUCCGGAAGUUGGUAGAAGCAAAACAACAACGUGACGAUGACUUCUACGUCGUCAGCCGGAACGUGCGGCGUCUCUAUCGGCCAUCAGUUGGCCAUUCUCAUUGUGUUGCUGUCAAUUGCGUCGCAAUUGUCGCCUGGUCAUGCACUGCCACGCCCCACUGUCGGUGCACUGCCAACGCAACUGUUGUUCAAUGAGCUGCUCUCGUCCGGGCCGGGUAAUGAGGACAACACCUACUACGGCGAGCAAUUGAAAUACCAGCAGCAGCAACAACAAUUGCAGCCAAAACAAGUGCCGUCAUUCAACUACUUUGUCAACAAAUGGCCCUCGCUGCGGGAUCUGCUCCUGACUGCCGACUACGAUGAUGACUCCGUGCAGCCCAUGGAGAGCGUGGAGCGCGAGCGUGCCCAGCUGGGCUCCAGGCUGUUGGCCCGCCUGCACAGGCUGGGCGAUAAUGGCGACGGCUUGGACGCUGGCGAUGAUCAGCCGCACUACAAUAUACUGGAUGAUAUGUCGGCCGUGCCCACUAAGAAGCAGAGCGAGGGCGUCAAGCUGAGCUCAAGUGCCAAGCAGCAUAACAUCAAGAAGAAUGUGCAAUUUCGUAAACAAUAUAUGUCGCCGUGCCACUUUAAGAUCUGCAACAUGGGACGCAAACGCAAUUCCGGCUCCUUUGUGUCCUACUGAAUCCGUGCCGUGGCGCAGCUAAAAGUCAAUAAUGCCCAAAAGUAAAAUAAAUGCAAAUUCAAACUGCAAGCAAAGAAUACGUUUCCCAAAAAUAAUUGCUGAAAUUAUGCCAGCCAAGUAUUGUUUACCACAUAAAAUAGUUAUAUAUAUGCAUAUAUACAAAAAAAAAAGAGUUCCCCAAAUAUGAACUCACAUCACAUAUAAACCAUAUCUUUAUAUUUGACUUUGCCUCUCUUAUUGCAAACUGCUUGCACGGCAAGUUAAACAAAUUACAAAAAAAAAAACUACAAAAAACAUAUAUAAAAUAUUUACUAUAUAUAUAUAUACGCAAAGUAUUUGAUGUUACUUUAAAUUGUAGCUGUACUUACCCUUUAUUAUAACAAUUAUGCAUUGUUCUACUAGUAUUUAGUUAAACAGAUGUUGUUAUUUAUUAAGUGCUAAAUGUUAUUACAACAUAUUUAUUGAAAACAAAUAUAUAUAUAUACACACAUACAUUAUUAUAGAUGAUUAUGUUUCAUGAAUAAAGUUUAAUGAUUAUUUAUA